GGCAGUCAAUGAAAUAUUGAUUGUUUGUAUUGUUGUUCUGUUAUCCCAUGUCUGUGCAAUUGUGGAAGACGUAGAGUAGGGGUUCUAAACAUUGGUAUCAGCCAAUCGUUCGUUCCUUUCAAUCCUUGUCUCGGUACCGUCCAAAAUACAAGCCCAAAAGUCCUCCUUGUUUACGACCAACAUUAAAAAGAGUUCAAGAAGGUUCGUUGUUCUCAUCAGUGUUCCGAAUUUUCGUCGUAUCAGCCACUGAAGCGUGAGGAUCUUGAUCAUGGUAACAAGUGUCAUCCUGUUCUGUCUCCAAAAAAGUGAAGCUCAUGAUAUGAUUCAAGGAUUUCUUAAAGAUGAAACUUUGGAAUUUGGGUGCAAGAAAAUCUGGGUUACUGAAAUUGGAGAAGAAAUCUACCCGUUCAGGUCGAAACCAGCCACUAUUCUUGAAAUUGAUUGUAAGAAUGGCAAAUCCCAAGUUUUCAUUUUGGAAAUUCAUGUUUCUAAUGUUGAGUUCAAGAGAGCUAAAUUGCCUGGUUCGCGUGCACUCUACCUGUUCGACAAAAUGUCGAACUCAGGUUACAUUCUUGAUAUUAAGCUGGGGUACCAUAUGAGCAUUCGUGAUAAAGGUGGUACCAAUUUUCUCUUCAGUUUUGAGUCAAUAGAUUUACUGGCAAGCUGCAAGGACUCAGGUUUCUGUGUUGUUAUUGCUCGUUCCAUGGGCUACUACUGCAAGGGAAUUCGUGACAAGGGUGGAACAGUUAGUCAGAGGCUCUUCAAUUCGAAGUCCAAGAAUCAUGAUUGUGUUCUGGGUUCUGAUUGUUCCAAGGUGGUCAAAUGUGAGAUUUGGAAUUGGUUGCUGUGUUGUUUGCUGUGUUGUUCUCGAUCGUGACUACUGCAAGGGCAUUCAGGAUAAGGGUGGCGGCUCAAAAUUCAGGUAUAUGGUUACUCUAAAUAUUCAUUUUUCUUGUAUGAAUGCAUCUGGAGAUUCUAUUGAAUGUAGCCAAGAUGGAAUAUUUGGGGUUGUACUGUUGGUUGCAUAAUCUACUUGCAUAGUUGUAGGUGGAGAAUUUUAUAGUUCAAAUAUUGAGUUGGGUAGGGCAGGGAAGAAGAAAUCUCCAAAUGUUAGGGAGGAUUAUCUAGUUCAUAGAUUUUACAGGCAGAAGAAACUAACAUUUGAGAGUAAUGUUCAUGGAUCUUUUGGUUUGCAAGAUACUAGUCAUGUACUUGAGGGUGGGAAAGACAUCAACAAUACAACUUUCAUGUCUGGUUUAUUAACUGGUGGAAGAAUUAUGAGAAUGAGAGAUGCUGUUAUUCUUUACCAUCUUAGUAAAAAUGAUGCUGAGCAGAGGAAGUUGGAUGUAGCUUUCAUUGGUGCAAAGUACAUGCUAAAGCUGGAAAAUGGGUGUAGUGUUUCAGUGGCAAAUGAUUUGAUCAUACAAGUUGGAGACUCCAACUUUUACUUGCACAAGCUUCCGAUGGUCAUGAGAAGGGGUUACUUGAAUCGACUAGUAUUCCAGAGAAUUAAUGUAGGGAGAGAUGCCAGCCCCAGAAUCCAUCUUGACAAUCUUCCACGCGGAGCAAAAGUUUUCGAAUCUGUAGUUAAGUUCUGUUAUGGUUGGAAGUUUGAUCUAAUCAACAUAGCUCCGCUAUAUUGCGCUGCACAUUUCUUGGAAAUGAGUGAUGAUUUCAAACAAGGAAAUCUGAUUUCCAAAACCGAGACCUUUUUGAGUUUUUUGAUUUUUCCUUCUUGGAAAAACACCUUCCGGAUUUUGAGAAGCUGUGAAUCGAUUUCUUUGUGCGCUAAGGAGUUGAAAAUCUCCAAACGGAGCACGGAAGCCAUUGCUUGGAAGGCUUGUACAAACCUUAAUGCAUGUAGUUCUGAAACUGAUGAAAUACAAUGCUUCAAUGUUCUGCCAAACAAUGCAGAGAACUCGAGGCUUCAAGGUGCAGCUGACAUUUGGUGGUUUGAAGAUGUCUCGUUCCUUCGAAUAAAUCAUUUCAUCGAAGUGAUCCAAGCCUUAAAUUGGAAAGGAUCAUGUAUAGCCCAUUGGACUGCAAAAUGGCUCUCGCGAGUCACCUCAAGACUUGAAAGAAUGUCCCUGAAGCAUAUGACACAUCAGUUUCUAGGAGUUACAACCGAGUGCUUGGUUAAGGAUGUAGUAGAUGGGGCUAUUUGUUCGAAAUUGUAAAUCUUACUUUGUAGGAUUGGUCUUAAGGUGGGCUAUUGUUAGGAUACUGCCAGAUGGCAUAUUAGGAUGAUGACAUCUGUACAAGGUUGGUAGUAGUUAGUUACUUGUUAACAGAUAAAUAACAGAUUGUAAAGAUAAAAAGGCAGUUAAUGAAAUAUUGAUUGUUUGUAUU
This is a messenger RNA of Malus domestica (apple), 2349 nucleotides long. The record is from RefSeq and is a predicted model, not a curated record. NCBI's taxonomy places the organism in Eukaryota, Viridiplantae, Streptophyta, Magnoliopsida, Rosales, Rosaceae.